AUGACAGCUAAACGCAUCUUGGCUGCUGCCCUGGUCUAUUCAACGGUCUGCAUUUGCCUCUUCGCCCGAGCCGCAACUGCCAACGUCGAAAAAAUCAUCUUUACCGGACCUCGUCCAUCGGACUCCGACGACGUACUUUCCUCGCUUGAUAUUCUCAGACUAUCGCCAGACGACGAGCUGUCUGCGCGAGCCGACUUGCGCCGCGUAUUCGUGCCCGAGAAAUCUCCGUCACGUGGGUUAUCGUCAUGGAUCCUAAUCACGAACUUGACCGAAAACCAGAAAUAUGAAUUGAGAAUCUGUUGGUCAGCACUGGAACCAACUCGGUUCAACAUCAAAGCUCAUACCCUGGGUGCAGCCUUGGGAAAUGUUGAGCUCCUCCGAUCCGUCAAAUCCCAUGCAGUUCCGCAGCGGCAUGCCCAUGGCAUCGAAAGGAAAGCAAUUGGUUCCUUGGAAAAUCUUUCGGUCCUGCUGUUUGAGAUUCAAGCAGCAGCCGACUACUUCACAGACGAUAAGAAGCUGAUGACGACUCCUCCACCUGUCCUGGUAGACCUAAUACUAGACCCAUACCUGUUCAACUCCCUCCCAGAGUCUCUCUUGCCGACCGUAGGAUAUCUCAUCUUUGUCGGGGCCAUAAUGUGGGUCGUGGCUCGGAGGGUCGCAUCUUUUCUGCAAGGAGCGGCUAGCUCAUCAGAAGAAUGGGAGAAGAAGCGGAAUUGA
This is a messenger RNA of Ustilaginoidea virens, 717 nucleotides long. RefSeq lists its product as uncharacterized. Bases 1 to 717 code for a protein of 238 amino acids. Gene Ontology annotation, biological process: GPI anchor biosynthetic process. NCBI's taxonomy places the organism in Eukaryota, Fungi, Ascomycota, Sordariomycetes, Hypocreales, Clavicipitaceae. The transcript is spliced from 2 exons. The record is from RefSeq and is a predicted model, not a curated record. Gene Ontology annotation, molecular function: mannosyltransferase activity. Gene Ontology annotation, cellular component: endoplasmic reticulum membrane; mannosyltransferase complex.